Alnus glutinosa is the source of this 1796-nucleotide messenger RNA. RefSeq names its product probable pectinesterase/pectinesterase inhibitor 51. Gene Ontology annotation, molecular function: pectinesterase activity; pectinesterase inhibitor activity. The coding region runs from base 99 to 1697 and encodes 532 amino acids. The record is from RefSeq and is a predicted model, not a curated record. Lineage: Eukaryota; Viridiplantae; Streptophyta; Magnoliopsida; Fagales; Betulaceae. Gene Ontology annotation, biological process: cell wall modification. The transcript is spliced from 2 exons.
CACCACCCAUCACAGAAAACCCACAAAACCCAACUAUAGUUGCAGCAGUACUUUCUUACCUUUUUCAAAACCAUCCAAGUUCAUUAUAAUCUCCAUAUAUGGCUUCCUUAUUCUUUCUCUCCUUUCUCUCCCUCGUCCUCUCCCUUUCCUCAGCCACCAACGUCCCCCCUGCGAUCCGCCAGGCAUGCAAGGCCACCCGCUUCCCUAUCCCAUGCGAGACCUCUUUGAAACUUUCCCAACACGCGCCCUCCUCCAGUCCCACGUCUCUCCAGCUCAUCCAGUCUGCCAUCUCGAUCUCUUCCGACAACCUCCACACCGCCCAGUCCAAGAUCAAGUCCAUUUUGGACUCCUCCGCUGGGAACCAGAACCGCACCACCGCCGCCAAGAACUGCCUUGACUUCCUCCAUAUCGGCGACUACCGGAUCUCCCAGACUGCCAAGGAGGCAUUGCCACAUGGUAGGGUCAAGGACGCCAGGGCCUGGAUGAGCUCCGCGUUGCAAUUCCAAUUCGAUUGCUGGUCCGCGCUGAAUAAGGCCAACGACACGAAGACGGUGAAUGAGACGAUUUCGUUUAUGGACUCACUAACCGGGCUCACGAGCAACGCUCUGAGCAUGCUGUUCGCGUACGACGUUUACGGGAAGGAUACCGGGUCUUGGGCCCUGCCCAAGACAGAGCGCGACGGAUUCUGGGAGAGAAAUGGGGCGAGUGGUGGGUCGAUAGCGGGUUUCAAGGGCGGGGUUCCGACCAACUUAAAGGCGGACGUGACAGUGUGUAAGGAUGCCAGUAAGGGCGGGUGCUACAAGACGGUGCAGGAAGCUGUGAACGCGGCGCCCAACGGUGGGAAACGGAGGUUCGUGAUAUAUAUAAAGGAGGGGGUGUAUGAGGAGACGGUUAGAGUUCCGUUAGAGAAGAAGAACGUGGUGUUUCUGGGAGAUGGGAUGGGCAAAACGGUCAUCACAGGGUCGUUGAAUGUGGGCCAGCCGGGGAUUUCCACCUACAACUCUGCCACAGUUGGUGUUUCUGGUGAUGGGUUCAUGGCGAGUUGGCUCACAAUCCAAAACACGGCUGGUCCUGAUGCCCACCAAGCAGUGGCCUUCAGAUCAACCAGUGAUUUAUCUGUCAUUGAGAAUUGCGAAUUCUUGGGCAAUCAAGAUACGCUUUAUGCUCACUCCCUCCGCCAAUUCUACAAAUCAUGCCGCAUCCAAGGCAACGUGGAUUUCAUUUUUGGGUUCUCCGCCGCUGUUUUUCAAGAUUCCCAAAUCUUAGUUCGUCCACGGCAACUCAAUCCAGAGAAAGGCGAGGAUAACACCGUUACUGCACAUGGCAGAAUCGACCCCGCCCAAACAACGGGUUUUGUUUUUCAAAAUUGCUCUAUCAAUGGCACUGACAAAUACGUGGCAUUGUACAAAAGCAAACCCCAAGUACACAAGAAUUACUUGGGGAGGCCAUGGAAGGAGUACUCAAGAACAGUUUUCAUAAACUGCAACUUGGAAGAUCUUAUCACACCAGAAGGCUGGUUGCCGUGGAAUGGCGAUCUUGGAUUGAAAACUCUUUAUUAUGGGGAACUCCAAAAUUCUGGACGAGGUUCUAAUUUGUCCAAGAGGGUAACCUGGAGUAGCAAGAUCCCCGCGGGGAAAAUUUACACAUACUCUGUAGAGAAUUUUAUUCAGGGAAAUGAGUGGAUUCCAUCAUCUUAGUUCUGUAAAUAGACAGCAUUGACAACAGUUUUAUGUAAAAGCCAUUGGUUGUCUAAAUUUAGCCAAUAAAGAACAAAAAAGAGCUCCAACAUAUUGUAA